UUACACUACCACGUUACGUACGCGGAGCAGGUGCGGACGUCGUUACGCCGGAGCGUGCUGGAGCCAGGCUGGCAGCCUGGCAUGCAGACUUGAACCGUCCGAGGGGAAAUCGAGAGAAAUCAAGGGACAAGCAUUUCGGAACAUUCGCGAACCCCUCCGACCUCGUCUCCGCCCUUCCCAUGGCGGCGAAUACCCAGGGUUGCGACCUCCCGGAGGAGAUGAUCUCGGAGAUCCUCAUUCGCCUGCCGCGCAAGUACCUCCUCCGCUGCGGCGCGGUCUGCAAGGCCUGGCGCCGCCUCGCCGCCGACCGCACCCUCCUCCACAACCACCACCUCCGCCAGCCAGCCCAGCCCCUCAUCACCUUCUUCCACGAGAGAAGCGACGCCCUCGGCUUCUCCACCAACUGCCUCGAGGCCGUCGACCUCGCCGCCGACACGCGCCGCCGGGUGCUCGCGCGGUUCGCCGACACCGAGCGCCGCUGGGACCUCCACCGCAACUGCAACGCCUUCUACGCGCUCGGCGUCCACGGCUCCUGCGACGGCCUCGUCCUCCUCGGCUUCGAGUCGUCCAACGCCUUCCACUCCACCUUCUUCGUCUGCAACCCCGCCACGCGCCAAGGUACCCUCCUCCCGCUGCCUCGCGAUGUCCCAGGGAUCGCCGGCUUCUACGCGCACACCGGCGCCGCUUCCCGGGAGUACCGGGUGCUGUACCUCUACCGCCGGCACAACAACAGCCACGAGAGCGAGUGCUUCAUCCUUACGCUCGGCUCCCAGGUGCCCAGGUCCAUCCAGCGUCGGGCGUCGUCCGCCGCCGUGUUCGGGGAGGUGGAGAGAGUGCUCCACGGCGCUUGCAGCUGGCCGCCCGUCCUUCUCCACGGCAGCCUGCACUGGCCGCCGACGCGCCAACAGCAGGGCGGCAUACUACUGGUCUUCCACACAGAUGCCGAGUCUUUCAGUUCGAUUCCUCCUCCUGCGGCCGCCGGCGCAUGUGAGCACGCUCGGCUGUUCGAGAUGGACGGCAAGCUCGCCAUGUUCUGCUGGCAGAAAAAUACGUGUACCUCAUUUCAAAAAAAAAAAAAAAACGUGUACCUCGGAUCUUUGGCUCAUGGACGACUACCAGGCGGCCGUCUGGAUCCGCAAGCACCAGAUUGAGCUAUCGCCCAUGCCCCGUCCCUCCCAAGGGCUCCUCUGGGAUCCACCAUUCGUGUACCGAGGGGGAGAUAUGCUGAUUGAUGGCGCCUGGAGAUCCGUGGUGCACUAUGACAGCAAGGGGCAAUUGCAGGGCUCUUUCGGCUGCGAUGGUUGCCGCCUCCAACUUACUCCAUAUCUGCUCAAAGAAAGCCUUGUCCUCCAUGACUUCCUCCACGAGUUCCUCGGUGUUGCAUGAUGACAACAAGGGGCUAUUGCAGGGGUCUUCCGACUGCGAUGUUAGCCGCCUCCAACUUUCUCCAUGUCUGCUCAGACAAAGCCUUGUCUGUCCUCCAUGACUUCCUUCACACGCAGCAGCAGAAUGGCUGAUGGUUUCCCAGUGACAUGGUUACUUCUUUGAGUAUUCAUUCAUGCUUAGGACAUUGCAAAAGGCUACUCGUCAAACUCAAACCAAUUAGCUUUUAUGAUCGAUUUACCUAUCUGAACUUGUCUGUGCCUCUCAUGGUUGGCAAAAAUGUAACCAGAGGCUCGUACAUCUUUCUCCAUUCUUUCGGUUUUGGUAGAUAUGACAGCAGAGGCUUCUUUUAGUUAGACACAGUUAUCUCGUUUAGUGUUGCGAUACAAUGACUUGCCGAUAUGCUAUGGGACUUGGUGUCAGCCAGUUGUUCUAAACAUUGUCAUCUGGAUGUUGUUCAAGUUUUUUCAUAUAAAGAUAACAUUGUCAUCUGGAUGUUUGCAGACCAGAAACGAGCAUAUGAUUUAUAUAUCCUCACGAAUUUUCUUCAGUGAUUGAGUGUGAAGACACGGCAGAAUGGCGUUGUUGCUAAACCACAUUUCUUUGAUGGAUUGUAGAGUUUCCUGAUGGUACCCCAGUGACAUGGUUACUUCUUCGAGUAUUCAUGCUUAGGAUAUUGCAAAAGGCUACCCGUGAAGCUCAAACCAAUUAGUUUUUCUGAUCAAUUUGCGUAUUCGAACUUUUCUGUGCCUCUCAUGGUUGGUGAAGUUCUGACCAGAGGCUCGCAGAUAUUUCUCCCUUCUUUCGUUUUUGGUAGAUAUGACAGCACAGGGUUCUCUUAGUUAGACACAAUUAUCUCUUUUAAUGUUGCAAUACAGUGACUUGCCGAUAUGCUGUGGGACUUGGUGCGAACCAGUUGUUCAAGUUUUUUCAUACGGAGUACAAAGAUAACAUUGUCAUCUGGAUUUUGCAUCUCCAGAAACUAGGAUAUGAUUUAUACAUGCUGAAGAAUUUUCUUCAGUGAUUGAGUGUGAACACUGAAGAUACUGACGAUCUUAAGUGUUUCUUUUUUCUCUGUUUAGUGGAAACUUCGAACUGAAUUGAUGCUUCUCUGUUAUUUGUGUGCAAUAAUUAGCAUAUUUUUUUCUCCUCUCCUAUAUUCAACCAUAAAAGUUACCUGCAGAUCAGAUUAUCAAACCUUAGGUACAUUCUCGAUUAUAUGUUUUUUUUGCAAACUAUUCUUGAUUAUAUGUUGAUUAGUUAUGUUCCAUAACUGUGAAAUUUGGUAUAGUAAGUGUUUUUUGAGUGAUUGAUGUUUGCAUCUUCAGAAACUAGGACAUGAUUUAUAUAUCCUGAAGAAUUUUCUUGAGUGAUUGAGUUUGAAGAUACUGACGAAAUUUGUUUUUCUCUGUUCAGUGGAAACUUCAAACUGAACUGAUGCUUCUCUGUUACUUAUGUGCCAUAAUUAGCAUUUUUGCCUCCUCUCCUAGAUUCAACCAUAAAGGUUACGUGCAGAUCAGAUCAUCAGACCUUAGGUACAUUCUUGAUUAUCUGUUGAUUAUUUUCCAUAGCUAUGAAAUUUGGUCUAGUAAGCUGUCUAGGUGAUAUUGACACCUAGUUUUUCUGAGUCAUGAUUUGUUAUUUACCACUUCGUUUACACUAAAAUUAAAUAUCCGCAUCCAUGAUAUUCCCUUGUUUGAGAAAGGUUCUACGAAAAAUAGAUCUGAACUCUGAAGUCUGUUUUGUUGCACAAGGAUGCCAAUUACCUGAAGCAGCACAUUCGGUAUUGUAUUUGCUUAAGUUUGAUAACUUGGAGUAUUAUGUGCAAUAACCAGUAGAUUAGCAGUGAGCCGUGCAGAAGGACGUCAUCCAUUCAUAAAACUAUGCAUGCGCUAUUUAGCUUGAAUUUUCACUUUCAUAGUGCCAUGCAUCUUACCACUGAUGUGUUUCUAGAAAAGAUGAUGACCCAUGAUGUGUGGCUAUUUUUUUGAAAAGUUCCUGUGGGUUCCACCAUUUAUGUACCGAGGGGGAGAUAUGCUGCUUGAAGGCGGCUGGAGAUUGGUGUUUUGUUAUGAUAACAAGGGGCAGUUGCAGGGGUUGUUCGACUGUGAUGUUCUCCGCCUCGAUCUCACUCCAUAUCUACUCAAAGAAAGCCUUGUCCUCCAUGAGUUCCUUGAGACGGAGCGGAAUGGCGGUGUAGUUAAACCGCCUUUCUGCGAGAGGUCGUACAGUUUGCUGAUGGUUUCCCAGUGACAUACAGUAGUUACUACUUUGAGUAUUCAUGCUCAGGAUAUUGCAAAAGGCUGCUGGUGAAACUCAAACCAAUUAUCCCUUUUCCGACCGGUUUACGUAUUUCUGACCUCUCAUGGUUGGUAAAAUUGUGACCAGAGGAUCGCAUAUAUUUCUCCAUUUUUUCGUUUUUGGUACAUAGAUGUGGGCCACCGAAUCAAGGCUGGUUGGAUGAAGUGGCGCCAAGCUUCUGGCGUACUCUGUGACAAGAGAGUGCCACAAAAGCUAAAAGGCAGUUUUUAUAGGACAGCUAUCCGACCUGCGAUGUUGUAUGGCGCUGAGUGUUGGCCAACGAAGAGACGACAUAUCCAACAGUUAAGUGUAGCAGAGAUGCGCAUGUUGAGAUGGAUAUGUGGCCACACAAGAAAGGAUCGGGUACGGAACGACGAUAUACGGGAGAGAGUUGGGGUAGCACCGAUUGAAGAGAAGCUGGUCCAACAUCAUCUGAGAUGGUUU
Lolium perenne is the source of this 4128-nucleotide messenger RNA. The record is from RefSeq and is a predicted model, not a curated record. NCBI's taxonomy places the organism in Eukaryota, Viridiplantae, Streptophyta, Magnoliopsida, Poales, Poaceae.